Talaromyces marneffei is the source of this 519-nucleotide messenger RNA. RefSeq lists its product as uncharacterized. The coding region runs from base 1 to 519 and encodes 172 amino acids. Gene Ontology annotation, cellular component: cytosol. The transcript has a single exon. Gene Ontology annotation, molecular function: FMN binding; oxidoreductase activity. Lineage: Eukaryota; Fungi; Ascomycota; Eurotiomycetes; Eurotiales; Trichocomaceae. The record is from RefSeq and is a predicted model, not a curated record.
AUGGCUUUGAAUAGACCAAGAAUCGGUAUUAUCGUUGACCGUCAUAGAGAACCUCGUACAGGGCUUAAGGUUGCUGAAUUUGUCCAAAAUACCCUUCAGGAAAUCUCACAUGAAGUCGACCUGAACAUCAUUGACCUUGCUGUCUGGAAUUUACCUUUUUACAAUGAACCUGCAUUCCCAUCCUACAUAUACUCGCCUACAGAUUACACACAUGAACAUACUCGACGCCGGUCAAUCGAGAUAGCUUCCUAUCAAGCUUUCAUCUUCGUCACUCCUCAGUAUAAUUGGGUUUAUCUAGCUAGCUUGAAGAAUGCGAUCGAUUACCUUUUCAAUGAGUUGAAAGGCAAGCCAGCUAUGAUUAUAAGCUAUGGAGGUCGUGGUGGUGGUAAAGCUGCUGAACAGUUGAAACAAGUCUGUCAUGGGCUGCGGAUGUUGCCUUUACAGAAUCCGGCGUGGUUGAUGUUUCCAGACAAUGAUUUCCAACAGCGGUUCAGCGAACUAAUAUCCAAGAUGUUGUAA